Molecule: messenger RNA, 1740 nt
Organism: Trichogramma pretiosum
Lineage: Eukaryota; Metazoa; Arthropoda; Insecta; Hymenoptera; Trichogrammatidae
Product: interferon-related developmental regulator 1-like
Exons: 2
Coding region: 348-1637 (429 amino acids)
Source: RefSeq, a predicted model, not a curated record
UACGGUAUAGCUUGCUUCGAGCAUGUGGUGCAACGAUGCACCUGCGUGGUGGUUUCUGAGAAUUUCAAUAUGUUUUAGACAAUUUAGAACACGAAGCACGAGCAUCUGUUACCUCUUUCCAUCCAAACACAGACUUAUCGACUCACUCGUGUUCGAGCAGUCAAACAGACAAGUUGUCUAUCGAACGUGUUCACGUGUUUUCUCCAAAAUCAAAAAAGUACCGGACGCUGUCAACAUACGUUACGACAGUGUAUAGAACCAUUUUCCACGUGCAGUGACAAAAAUAUUUAAAAUUCAAAGAAUAAUACAUUGAAUUAUUAUCUAAACAAUACGUUAAAAUUAUCAAGAUGCCAGGAAAAAGUAAGAGAGGAAAAACUGGCAGGCGCAACAAUUCCGACUCCGCUGACGAAUCUGUGACGGAUACCGCCAGCUGUAUUUCGUACGAGGCAGUCCUGAGCGAGGAUAACAACUAUAAAAACGACGUUGACGAGAAUUACGAGCAAGACUCGUGCAACGACGAUAUCGACGGACUCACGUCCAAAUCCGCUCAGAGCCGAGUGUCUCACUUCCUCAAGGUCGGCAAGUCUUUUACGGACAAAUGUGUGCCGGAUUUCAUCGAGGGGCGAAAAUUCACGCUCACAGACGCCAUCGAGAGAAGCUUGAAGAAAGCCAAAGGUGAGGAACGAAGCGCCGCUGCUAAACUGAGUACCUUGAUGUGUGCACAACUCGGCGAUUGUGCCGAGGAUGUAUACCAAGCACUCAAAGCAACGAUGAUGAAAAUUGCCAACGAUAAUGCGGCCUCGAUCGCUGGCAGGACCGAGUGCUGCUGGUCUCUUAGCAUGAAUCAAUUUCUGUCCGGCAAAGAUCUCAGUGAAUUUCUAGAGUUGAGUCAGCUAUUGUCGAACGUAUUCGCUGGCUCUUAUCCAAAAGGAAAUGGCGCCAUGGUAAAAGUUACACCCGAACUCGCUGUACUUCACGCUGCUGCCAUUUCGUCUUGGACAUUACUAUUGACUACGAUAAAUCCCGUCGACGUGAGUAAUUUACUGAAAAACGCACAAACGAAUACUUCUGUGCCGUCUCUCGAUCAAUUGAGUGGAUUGCUUCGAUCUCCUCAUUUGGAUGUGCGUACAACAGCGGGCGAGGCAUUGGCUGUGAUUUUCGAACUGGGACGAGGCUAUUCGGAAGAUUACGAGCAAGCCUGGGGCGAAGAAUUGGUUGAAAUUUUGAAGGAAUUGGCCACAGAUUCGAACAAGUUCAGGGCGAAGAAAGACAAGAUCAUUCAGCGAGCUACAUUCAGAGAUAUUCUGCGCUACAUCGAAGAAGAUACGACUCCAGAAACUCGGAUUAGAUUCGGAAAAGAAACAUUACUUUUGAAUAGAUGGUGCGUUCGCGCUCGAUACAAUGCUUUUUGCAGAUUACUCGGUCCUGGCAUCAACAUUCAUUUGGCUGAAAAUCAAGUGCUCAGAGAUGUGUUCGAUCUUGGCAACAAAAUCAUUGAACCGAUUGAAGAUAAAACAUUGAAAGCCCCUAAACUUCAGAAAACUUUGGCGAAUGCUGCAGCUUUUAAAGCACGCACUAAAUACAGAAACAAAUGCCGAAGCGAGCGCUUGGUCGAUUUGGACGCGGACGAAUUUUAAUUAUUUAUAAUCGUGACACGGUAUGGAUGUAGAUUUUAGGAAAACCUUGAAGACGUUAAUAAACACAUUAAAUUUAUUUUAUAAUCAAUGACAAUAAUUUAUU